Nannospalax galili (Upper Galilee mountains blind mole rat) is the source of this 403-nucleotide messenger RNA. RefSeq names its product zinc finger protein 525-like. Gene Ontology annotation, cellular component: nucleus. The annotation marks the transcript as partial. Gene Ontology annotation, biological process: central nervous system development; regulation of transcription by RNA polymerase II. NCBI's taxonomy places the organism in Eukaryota, Metazoa, Chordata, Mammalia, Rodentia, Spalacidae. The transcript has a single exon. The record is from RefSeq and is a predicted model, not a curated record. Gene Ontology annotation, molecular function: RNA polymerase II cis-regulatory region sequence-specific DNA binding; DNA-binding transcription factor activity, RNA polymerase II-specific.
AACUCAACUCAUAGAAGACAUCAGAGAGUGUAUAAUAUACAGAAACCCUGCAAAUGUGAAGGAUGUGACAAGUCCAAUACCCAUCUCUCAAAUUUUAGAAAGCAUGAAUAUAUACAUCCUGGAGAGAAACCCUACAGAUGUGAAGAUUGUGGCAAGUUCUUUAGAUUUAUGUCAGAUCUUAGAGCACAUCAGCGAAUACAUACUGGAGAGAAACCCUUCAGAUGUGAAGAAUAUGGCAAGUCCGUUAGACUUCUGUCAGCUCUUAGGGCUCAUCAGCAAAUACAUACUGGAGAGAAACCCUACAGAUGUGCAGACUGUGGCAAGUCCUUUCAUCAAAUGUCAAAUCUUAAAAGACAUCAGCAAAUACAUAGUGGAGAGAAAUACUGCAAAUGUGAAGAAUGUG